AAUCAAUGACCCAAGCGAGGAGGGAGCAUCCAAGGGAGGCCAGGCCGCCCGCUGAGCCAGCCCGUUGAGCCAGCCCGUUGAGCCUGCCCUGAUCGCCCCUCGCACACACACAACACACUCCUCGCACGAACCCCUCGCGUCACGGCAUCGCUCAUCGCACCGCCCUCGAAAGCCGGCUCGCAGCCCAAGCCAAGAACAAGACGUUGACGAUGAACACGACACAAUCGCAAUGCCAGUGCCGCCUCGCUACCUCGCUACCUCGCCCUCGCGCCCCGUGCUCGCUCGCCCUGACGACGUCUCACUCAUCCCUACGACUGCGAGAGCGAGACGGAAUGGCGAGAAGGAAUGGACUGAGCGCAUCGUUCGUCCGAUCAGUCGGUCCCACUUUUCUUGGCCGUCCUCGCCUGGCCUUGCAACAGCAUGCCAUGCCGUAUGUCUCGCCGUGUCGCGCUGCGCCGCGCAAUGUUAUUGUUGACUACG
Molecule: messenger RNA, 480 nt
Organism: Jaminaea rosea
Lineage: Eukaryota; Fungi; Basidiomycota; Exobasidiomycetes; Microstromatales
Exons: 1
Coding region: 230-475 (81 amino acids)
Source: RefSeq, a predicted model, not a curated record